GUCCUCCGCCAGCGUCAGCAAAAGUGGAUGGGCAGGACUGUGCCUGCUGCUAUCAGGUUUCCCUCUACCCCAGUCACUCCUCCUUCUUACAGCUGUGGGGGUGCACCUGGCCAAGGAAGAUGCUGCUCCAGGCUGUCCCUGGGUUAAUGUGGCUCUGGCAGAACAUGCCCUUUCUGACACUGGUCAUGUUCUUAGGCCUGUUCCUGCUGAUUGCUGAUUGCAUGAAAAGGAGACGGCCGAAGAAUUUCCCUCCAGGACCUUUGCCCCUGCCCUUCCUGGGCCACAUACUUCAUCUGGAUUUCACACAAAGCCAUAGGACUAUAGAGAAGCUUGCUGGAAAAUAUGGCAACAUUUUCAGCAUGCAGUUUGGUAACCUGACAUUUGUGAUUGUAAAUGGAUUCCAGCUGGUGAAGGAAGUGCUUGUCCAUCAGGGUGAAUACUUUCUUGAUCGCCCACAAAUUCCUCUUAUCUACGAAAUCUUUGGUACAUUUGGAUUACUCUCCUCUAAUGGGCAUGUCUGGAAACAACAAAGAAGAUUUGCUUUAUCAACUCUAAGAAACUUUGGCGUGGGGAAGAGGAGCUUAGAAGAACGAAUACAGGAGGAGAGCAGAUACCUCACAGAUGCAAUUGAGGAAGAAAAAGGGCAACCUUUUGACCCUCACUUUAAAAUUAAUAAUGCUGUUUCCAACAUAAUCUGUUCCGUCACUUUUGGGGACCGGUUUGAAUAUCAUGAUAGUCACUUCCAGAAGUUACUGCGGUUGAUUGAUGAGACUUUGUACCUCCAGGGAACUAUUUGGAACCAGCUGUAUAACACCUUCCCCGCCAUAAUGAAGUGGAUACCUGGACCCCAUCACACCAUUUUUAAAAACUGGGAAAAUAUGAAGUGUUUUGUGGGGGAAAUGAUUGCAAAGCACAAAGAGGACUGGAAUCCAUCUGAACCCAGAGACUUCAUUGACUGUUAUCUGAAGGAAAUAGCAAAGGCCGAUGCCGACCCUAGUUUCCAUGAAGAAAAUCUCGUAUUUUCCACACUGGAUCUUUUUUUUGCUGGAACUGAGACAACGUCUACAACCAUCCGCUGGGCUCUGCUGUACAUGGCCCUAUAUCCUGACGUUCAAGAGAGAGUGCAAGCGGAGAUUGAUGCAGUGAUUGGCCAGUCUCGCCAGCCAGCCAUGGACGACAGGAACAACAUGCCAUACACCAAUGCAGUUAUUCAUGAAGUGCAAAGGAUAAGCAACAUCGUGCCUUUGAGUGUGCCCAGAAUGGCAACUAGUGACACAACACUGGCCGGAUUCUAUGUGCCAAAAGGCACUGUUUUGAUUCCAAAUUUGACAUCAGUGCUGUUUGACAAGAAUGAGUGGGAAACCCCUCAUACUUUUAAUCCUAAGCAUUUCCUGGAGGAUGGUCAGUUCAAGAAGAGAGAAAGUUUCCUGCCCUUCUCUGCAGGAAAGCGCGGUUGCCUUGGCGAGCAGUUGGCUAGAAUAGAGCUGUUCCUGUUCUUCACUGCCCUCCUUCAGAAAUUCACAUUCCAAGCUCCGAAGGACGUGAAGCUAAGCCUUAAAUUCAGAAUGGGAAUUACUCUCUGCCCACAGCCAUACAAGAUCUGUGCGCUGUCUCGCUAGGAAAAGCCAGGAAAUUUUUGUCAUUGCCCCAUUUCUUAAAUAAUUACGCUUUGCUGUGCUUGUAUAUAGGGCUGCAUUGGCAGUUCACUAUGUCUCCAAAUUUCCCUGCCUGCCUCCGUUCAUAUAACCCAACAGGGGACCAAUAUCAGCAACUGGAUGAUUUGGGAACCUGAUAUUGGAAGGGGCUGUGGCUGUUAUGAUACAUCCUACCAUGACGGCAGCUCUUCCUGAUGUCCCUACCACACCAGUCUCUGUGCAUGCACACUCAGGAUGGCCGAGGAAUUGUCACUCCCAUAUCAAUCUGGUUGAAAAAAGGUAAGUAUAUUUCAUGAAUUCUUUCAAAAGGAACAUUUUGUUUCAUUUGCAGUUUUUCAUGAAAUAUUUACUUUUUCAAUGGAAACUUUUCAAAACAAUUUAAAAAAAAAUAUGACUGGUGUGAAAAAAAUACGACCUUUUCUCUCACUUUUUAAUGAGGGGUAGGGAGAAUUUAAAGACAGGAGAGAAAGUGCGAUUUUCCCUACCAACACAAAAUUUAAAAAAUGAAAUUUCUUUGAAAAAUGAAAAAUGAAAAAUUUCAACCAAGAUUGAAACACAAAUGGCAGAUUAAAGCUUUUAAUCACAAAGGCACUACAAAUACCAGCCAGGUCGAUUAAAAACCAUCCAGAUGGCAACCUUACCUAUGAUACAUGCACACAAUUUGUUUGAGGCCCAAUGUAGCCCAUAAUGCAAAAUCUGGUCUAUUGCAUUUCCUAUUUCAAACACUGAACCAGCACAUUACUAUAACUUUUUCUUCUUGACAUCACUCAUAGGCAAAGUAAGACAGAGAAUCAAUUACAAGAAGAAGAAAAAGUUUUGAAAUGUAACGGUCUGAUCCUGUAAAGGCUUAAACGUGUGAGUUUACUCAUGUGAGUAGUCCCAUUGCUGAUCAGGCCCACAGUGUGUCUUUACACCAGGGAAAUAAAAUAGUCCUUAGCGUUCUCAUUAAAUUUCAUAGCAAAGAAGAAUUGAUUUAACUUUUUCUUUUUUUAAUAAAAGCUGUUGAUAACAGGAAAAAAAACAUUUAAAAAAGAAAUCCAAACAUUUAGGGUUAGAUUUUUAAGACUCUCACUGAUUUUGUUGAAUAGUCAGUCACAUGAGUAAGCCCUUGGAAAUCAACGGAUCCACUCUCCUGUGUUUGGCUCUUAAUUAAAGGUGGCACCCACCAUGUGCCAAAUUUCCCCAAAGAUGGUAUAUGCACGCUCAGAAACAGUUGCGUGGCCAGAAGUGGUGCAAUUGACACCUACCCAACCAUUUGUCCAGCCUGUGUGUGGAGAGGCUCUGUAUUGCACACACAGGUACUAGUUUUCCAAAAGUUAAUGUGCAACAUAGCAUUGCACUCAAAUUGAAGCCAGCUUGUGCUCGCUUUGCUCAUCUGGCCCUGUGUCCACUUCUUAAAAAUGUAAAUAUUCUUAUGAAACCAUUUCAAACUUAGAUUCUGUAUGUGUGUGAGAGAGAGUUGUUAAAUACAGCAAAUUGCUGUGUAUUCCAGAGGACAAAGUAGAACACAAAUUGGAGAAUAUGGACGCACAACAAUAUACGGGGAAAUUACCAAUAGCACCAUGGCAGCAUUUCUGGAAAUUAAAUCACUGAAGCUCCUUUGCUGGUUGGGCUUCUAGACCCUGCUUCAGGAAAGGAGUUACACACUUGUUUAGCUUUAAGCACCUACUUAAUUGAUUUCAGUGGACUCAAGCAAAUGCUUAACUUUAAGCACGUGCUUAUGGACCGUUUCCUGAACUGCGGCCUUUUACUGAAAGCUUUUUGGGGCAGGAACUGUCAUUUACUAUGUGUUUGUAUAGCAGCUAGUGCAACUGGCCCCCAUCUGAUUGGCCUCUUGGCACUACUGCAGUUGGUAUGUUCAAUUAUAAUAAUGUAACAUAAUCACUGUGGCCCCAUCUUUGAUCUGAUUGCAGGCCUGGGGCCUACAUUUGUAAAUGAAAUGGCCAGUAAAUGUAUAAUUACAAAGUGCCCCAAUACUUUGGUGAUUGGAGCCAAAAAAGAAAAAAACCUCGUCAUGGAGGACAAUGGGAGUUGAUUGCUCAGCGUGCGCAGCAUCAGGCUCGAAUGUAAGCCAUCAAAACACUAAUUGCAAUAAAAAUGAUGCUUUCAAAA
Messenger RNA from Chrysemys picta bellii (western painted turtle), 3767 nucleotides. The record is from RefSeq and is a predicted model, not a curated record. NCBI's taxonomy places the organism in Eukaryota, Metazoa, Chordata, Testudines, Emydidae.